Molecule: messenger RNA, 621 nt
Organism: Gymnogyps californianus (California condor)
Lineage: Eukaryota; Metazoa; Chordata; Aves; Accipitriformes; Cathartidae
Product: ADP-ribosylation factor-like protein 15
Exons: 5
Coding region: 1-621 (206 amino acids)
Molecular function (GO): GTP binding; GTPase activity
Source: RefSeq, a predicted model, not a curated record
AUGUCUGAAUGUAUCCAGCUCUCAUUUGCUGUUUGUAGAAUUGGCAUUUACGUGUGUUUUAGAGCACUUUGCUGCAAGGGACCACCACCACCACGACCUGAAUAUGACUUGGUUUGCAUAGGCCUCACUGGUUCUGGCAAGACAAGUCUUCUGUCACAGCUUUGCAGUGAAAGCCCGGAGAAUAUAGUGUCUACCACAGGUUUUAGCAUAAAAGCAGUGCCAUUCCAGAAUGCCAUCUUGAACGUAAAAGAACUUGGAGGGACUGACAAUAUCAGGAAAUAUUGGAGUCGUUACUACCAAGGAUCCCAAGGGGUAAUAUUUGUAUUAGACAGUGCCUCCUCUGAAGAUGAUCUAGAAACUGCUAGGAAUGAACUGCAUUCUGCUCUCCAGCACCCACAGUUAUGUACUUUGCCGUUUUUAAUACUGGCCAAUCAUCAAGACAAGCCAGCAGCUCGCUCCAUACAAGAGAUCAAAAAAUAUUUUGAACUUGAGCCACUUGCACGUGGAAAGCGCUGGAUUCUUAAACCCUGCUCCUUGGAUGAUAUGGAGGCAGUAAAAGACAGCUUCUCCCUUCUUAUAAACUUGUUAGAAGAGAGAGACUUUGAACCUUCAAGAAUGUGA